Messenger RNA from Xyrauchen texanus (razorback sucker), 3335 nucleotides. RefSeq names its product neuronal acetylcholine receptor subunit alpha-7-like. Gene Ontology annotation, cellular component: neuron projection; postsynaptic membrane; synapse. Gene Ontology annotation, biological process: signal transduction; regulation of membrane potential; monoatomic ion transmembrane transport. The record is from RefSeq and is a predicted model, not a curated record. The transcript is spliced from 10 exons. The coding region runs from base 188 to 1759 and encodes 523 amino acids. Gene Ontology annotation, molecular function: transmembrane signaling receptor activity; acetylcholine-gated monoatomic cation-selective channel activity. NCBI's taxonomy places the organism in Eukaryota, Metazoa, Chordata, Actinopteri, Cypriniformes, Catostomidae.
GACCCGUGAUUUUAUGUGUCCGGUUUGGUUCUGAGAAACUGCGGGCGGUCCAUGAGAGCGGGUUUUUAACGCGCCUCUCUUUCCAUACGCUGCCAGAAGCCCGUGCGUUAUUACGCGUCAUAUUCCUGCGGUCCGUUCAGCGGCGCAGUUUCCGUUCAUUCCACUCUUCAGCACCGCUGAGACAGUCAUGAGCUCCCGGGACCGGACUCUGUGUCUGUUCACUACUGCUCUCUUCAUACACGUCUCUCUACAGGGGGAGCACCAGCGACGGUUGUACAAAGACUUGAUGAGAAACUACAAUCCUCUGGAACGCCCCGUUUAUAAUGAUUCACACUCGCUCAGCGUUCAUUUCAGCUUCAGUCUGAUGCAGAUCAUGGACGUGGAUGAGAAGAACCAAGUUCUGACAACAAACAUCUGGCUUCAGCUGUACUGGAGAGACUACUAUCUGCAGUGGAACACCAGCGAUUAUCCCGGCGUGACCACCGUCAGAUUCCCAGAUUCUCUCAUCUGGAAGCCGGACAUUCUGCUGUAUAACAGUGCCGACGAGAGAUUUGAUGCCACUUUUCACACCAAUGUACUUGUCAACUCAUCUGGGCACUGCCAGUACCUUCCACCAGGUAUCUUUAAGAGCACAUGCUACAUCGACGUGCGCUGGUUCCCGUUUGACGUUCAGAGGUGUGAUCUGAAGUUCGGCUCAUGGACGUAUGGCGGAUGGUCUCUCGAUCUGCAAAUGAUGGAGGCGGAUAUUACCGGAUACAUCGCUAAUGGCGAAUGGGACUUGGUCGAGGUUCCAGGAAGACGGAAUGAGAAGUUUUAUGACUGCUGUAAGGAGCCGUACCCUGACGUGACUUUCACCGUGGUGAUGAGGAGGAGAACACUGUAUUACGGGUUAAAUCUUCUCAUCCCGUGUGUUCUCAUCUCAACUCUCGCCCUGCUGGUGUUCCUGCUGCCCGCAGACUCUGGGGAGAAGAUCUCACUGGGAAUCACAGUAUUGCUGUCACUCACCGUCUUCAUGCUACUGGUGGCGGAGAUCAUGCCCGCCACGUCCGAUUCAGUGCCUCUGAUUGCACAAUAUUUUGCGACCACCAUGGUGAUUGUGGGUUUGUCAGUUAUCGCUACAGUUCUGGUGUUGCAGUAUCAUUAUCAUGACCCUGAUGGAGGAAAGAUGCCGAGAUGGACCCGUGUUCUCCUCCUCAACUGGUGCGCCUGGUUCCUCCGUAUGCGACGGCCUGGCGAGGAACGGAUCCGACUCGCGUGCAGUAACAAACAUCCUCGCUGUGGCAGCGUGUCCAGCGUAGAGCUCUCUGUCAGCCAGGGGGCGCUGCAGCCCACCAACGGCAACAUGCUGUACAUCGGGUUCAGAGGUAUGGAGGGCGUCCACUACACGUCCCCGCACGAUUCGGGUGUGCUCUGUGGGCGACUGAUGGGCUCCAGUGAGGAGGACGUGUUGUUACCAGGGGCAACGGUGCCAACACUAGGGGGCGGGGUUGGGACUGGGGGCAGGGUUAGUGGAAGCAUUGUGGGCAGAGCUAUGGAAAUGGAACUGGCAAAGAUUUUAGAGGAAGUGAAGUACAUCGCAACGAGGUUUCGCAACCAGGACGAGGACGAGAGCUUGUGCAACGAAUGGAAGUUCGCAGCCGCGGUAAUUGAUCGUUUGUGCCUCAUGGCGUUUUCAAUCUUCACAAUCCUUUGCACUAUUGGGAUCCUAAUGUCUGCGCCGAACUUUGUGGAAGCAAUCUCUAAAGAUUUCUUCAACUAAAGUAAAAUAAAUGAUGGGUUACUUUUUUCUUUUUGUAAAUUGCACAACAACAAGCAAGCAGCUGUCAUCUUGCGCCUACAAUGGGAGGGCUCUAUGGGAUGCUAAGUAGGGCCAGGUGAUAUAAUGUAACGAAUAUUCACAAUAUAUUCAAUGAUUUUGAAGGGGAUAUAAAAUUAACCAACAUUUCGAAAAUCGACCCUAAAGCACUUUUUAUUCUGCCAUAAAAUAUCCUAAAGAUUGCGUCAAUAGACUUCUUUCGCUUUCACGAGUAUUAGCGCGAUAAGAUUGAAAUGUGUAAUAGCGCUGUUGAUUUAAACUUCAGUAGCAAAGAUUUGCGUUUCAUUUUUUUACAUUUCAUUCUGAAGUGUACAUGGAAUUUUCUGCAGAAUUUUCAUAUUAAAAUAUUUUAAUAAGAUAUAUGCUGGUAAAUAUUGUUACGUAUGCACCUACGUAUUGCAUCUUAUAGUUUUCUUGUUAUUCUGCUUCUGCUGUGGAAGUCUAUGGCACCCCACAGAACCGUAUGUAGGAAAAUGGUGGAAUUUGGCACACUGAUAGGUAUGGGCAUGACUAGCCCCCCCACAAAAUUUGGGGUCUCUAACACAAACCAUCUAGCGCCACCAAGAGUUCAAAAUGUCACUUAGGACAUUAUAACUUCUGAAUUGUAAGUACUAGAAACAAAAUAGUUUUUUAUUUUGAUUUCUUGGGUCAUGCCAAGUCUCCACGUAUCUAAUCAUGUUUAGACUCCAUCCACUAAAUUUCCCCCCCCCACCCACCUAUUGUGCAACCUAUUGGUCAAAACUUAUAAGCAUUUGUAUUAGACUGAAAAUCCUUAAACUAAUGUUGUUUUUUCACCACUUUGCUUAAAAGCAUCACAGGAAUUCUAAAUUCAAUCUAAAUGUUUGCCAUUGGUGUACUUGACUAUUUACUAUUUAUUUCAUGUAUUGAUAUUUUGUAUUCUUUCAUGAAACAUUUUGAAUCUACUUGGCAACCAAGACUGAUCAGUUGAAAUGAGGGUUCCUCGGACACCCUUUUAUUUGAGCUAAUACUUAAAUAACAAGAUAAAUUAAAUAUUAUAAAAAUAUUAUUUCGCUAUAUCGCCCAGCCCUAACCCUGUAAGUAUGUGCAUCUUUAUUACAGUUGUGUUUACAUUAUAUGAUAAAAUGAUUAAUAAUCUGAUCAUACAUUUUAAAUUGACUUUAAACUUUAAAUCGAUUAGCUUGAGUCAUUAAAAGUCGUUGAUGGUUUAUUAACAGCAAUGCAGAUAUGAAUCAUCAUAUUGGUUGUAUGUUGGUUGUUUGUGUAACUUGUUUUUAUGUGUGUUAAACUGAAGUCUUUUGUGUUUUUAAUAUACAGUGAAAAUGUUUAAUCAAAUUGAUUUACCAUGUUAUCCAGCUUGACUUCAGAACGUUCCUAAAAACCUGUUUUGGUCAAUGUCACACAUUUGUUGACAUUUGAUUAGUGAAAUUGUGGGAAUGUCACAUAUUUGUUUUUCAUGAGAUGUCGUAGCGUUCCUUCCCAAAAACAUGACUUUAUUAUCAGGGUAAAAUGAUUCAAUAAAACUGAUUUUGUUGUUGGU